ACGCCUUCAACUACGACUACGCCUUCAACUACUACGACGCCUUCAACUACUACAACGCCUUCAACUACUACGACGCCUUCAACUACGACAACACCUUCAACUACGACUACGCCUUCAACUACUACUACGCCUUCAACUACUACGACGCCUUCAACUACGACAACACCUUCAACUACGACUACGCCUUCAACUACUACUACGCCUUCAACUACUACGACGCCUUCAACUACUACAACGCCUUCAACUACGACUACGCCUUCAACUACUACUACGCCUUCAACUACGACAACACCUUCAACUACUACUACACCUUCAACUACUACGACGCCUUCAACUACUACUACACCUUCAACUACUACGACGCCUUCAACUACUACGACGCCUUCAACUACUACGACGCCUUCAACUACUACAACGCCUUUAACUACUACGACGCCUUCAACUACUACUACACCUUCAACUACGACUACGCCUUCAACUACUACAACGCCUUCAACUACGACUACGCCUUCAACUACUACUACGCCUUCAACUACUACGACGCCUUCAACUACUACGACGCCUUCAACUACUACAACGCCUUCAACUACUACGACGCCUUCAACUACUACAACGCCUUCAACUACGACUACGCCUUCAACUACUACAACGCCUUCAACUACGACUACGCCUUCAACUACUACUACGCCUUCAACUACGACAACACCUUCAACUACUACUACACCUUCAACUACAACGCCUUCAACUACUACGACGCCUUCAACUACGACAACACCUUCAACUACGACUACGCCUUCAACUACUACUACGCCUUCAACUACGACAACACCUUCAACUACUACGACGCCUUCAACUACUACGACGCCUUCAACUACGACAACACCUUCAACUACGACUACGCCUUCAACUACUACUACGCCUUCAACUACGACAACACCUUCAACUACGACUACGCCUUCAACUACUACGAUAGCUUCAGUGCCUACAACUACACCUUCAACUACGAAAACAACUUCUCAUGAUCAUCAUGUGCACCAUCACAAUCAUUAUCAUAUUCCGCUGCUUCUUCCGAAACCACCCGCAAUUCCACCUCCUCCGAAAAUUUCCUUUCCAGCUUUACCGCCCCCUCCAGGCCUUAUAGUUCCUCCAAAGGGUCCUGCCUAUCCAGCAAUACCAGCUUCGCCUAGUUUAUCGCUACCAUCACUUCCUGGUCUACCAAAACCUCCAUCGUUUCCUUUUCCUCCUCCUCUACCAACGCCUCCUGGAUUAUCGAUUCCAGCUCUGCCGAUAAUUCCAUCACCGCCAGCCCCACCAAAAUUACCAAGUUUAUCCCUUCCGAUAAUACCAUUUCCACAAAUUUCUAUUGACGUACCGGUGACACAAAAGCCUAAAAAUUUACAAGACCCAGUCCCGCCAAAUCAAUCCGAAUUAACAGCUAUUAACCCCACUCCUCCUGUACUUCAAUUCCCAGGUUUUCCUCCACCACCGGCACCAUUUCCCAAUCCAUUUGGCUUACAAUAGAGGUCAUCUAAUAUUCUAAUUUCAAGAAAGAACAAGCUGUAAACGUUUAAAAAUAUCAAAGCAGUUUCUCAUUUACUUAAUUAAAAGUUAACUAUAUUUUCAUAAUCUGAA
Drosophila mojavensis is the source of this 1632-nucleotide messenger RNA. Its product is annotated as mucin-2-like. The record is from RefSeq and is a predicted model, not a curated record. Lineage: Eukaryota; Metazoa; Arthropoda; Insecta; Diptera; Drosophilidae. The annotation marks the transcript as partial. The transcript is spliced from 2 exons.